Messenger RNA from Botrytis sinoallii, 2777 nucleotides. RefSeq lists its product as uncharacterized. Gene Ontology annotation, cellular component: plasma membrane. Lineage: Eukaryota; Fungi; Ascomycota; Leotiomycetes; Helotiales; Sclerotiniaceae. The transcript is spliced from 4 exons. The record is from RefSeq and is a predicted model, not a curated record. Gene Ontology annotation, molecular function: purine nucleobase transmembrane transporter activity. Bases 969 to 2777 code for a protein of 602 amino acids. Gene Ontology annotation, biological process: transmembrane transport.
ACUUAUCUACGUCUGAUCAUGGCGAAUCCAGCAGCAUUCUGUACAGAUUACCUUUUAAUGUAUCAGAUAAUGUGGCCAACGCCGAGCUGCUCCUCUCGGUAGUGUAUCCCGAAUUUGGCGGACUUGAUUCCCAAGUGGGGUUCUUGUCCCGAUAUGAGAAAAAAUACAUGGAGCGGGGUGCCACAGAGAUACUGGGGGCGGAACGACAGAAGCUAAAAGGCUGCAGUCUUGCGGCCCACGAUCAUUGGACAAUUUUUUUUAUAAAAGGCCUCGGAAGAAUUGACCCUAGAUAAGGUGUAUUGGGUGCUGGGUGGCACGAUUGAUUAAGCCUUUGAAAAAAGUUGAGCCACCGUACGCAAUUUGAUCUGAAAGUUUGGAUCCAGCUUGUUUGACGGAUUUUGUCAUGCUACACGUUACACACGGCUGCAGUGACUACCGGGCAUGUGCCAUCCAUAUGUUCUGUUACUAUUUCCGCCAUCUAUACCUUUGCUUUCAUCGUAUUUUUAUCUUUUCUUCCUUCGUUUUUGGAUCUAUAGGCCUCGACGUUUGAUCCCGCGCUUUCAGUCGCAACCCGUUUUCCACAACCCUUCUCGAUCAUAAUAUGUAUUCUAGACGUUCCUCGUAUUAGAUUCGUCACAGAUCAACAUCGUCAUUCUCUUGAACCUUUAUAUCUUACGUUUCAUGCCUAUAGCGGAUGACUGUUGGAGCAAUCGGAUUUAUUACUUCUAGGGAAUAUUCCAAACAAAUCAGAAAAUUAUAUCAGUUAUACCUUUGUUAAGUUUGUCAGUGAGGUUGGACAAUCGCUGGGUAAUCGUGCAUGGUUGAUCAACAAUAAAUACUUAGCUUAUACGAUAAACUGGAGUCAUGUAUACAACAUCGACCAUAUAGAAGAUCUUCAUAUCACACAAGUCAAUCUCUUUAAAGGAACCUCGUCUUUCAUUGCAUGAUACACCAUAUAUCUUCCCAUCAUGGGUUGGGUGGAGAAGACGAAUAUGACCGUGGCGAAGAGCGCCGUUGGAAGACGAUUCAGACUGGAAUUUUCCGGGCACAGGUACGAGAGAAAAGGCUCUAGAUUUUUGACAGAAGUAAGAGCUGGUCUCGCCACGUUCUUUGCUAUGGCAUACAUCAUCUCAGUAAAUUCAUCAAUCGUAUCAGCUACCGGAGGAACAUGUGUAUGCGACUACCCUCCUGGAUCUACGGAUCCCUUCUGCUUAGAUAACUCAACGGAUCCCAGUUACCAGAUAUGUGUUCAGGAGAUCAACCAAGAUUUAGUCACAGGCACGGCAGCGAUAUCUGCACUGACGAGUUUUUGCAUGGGUGUUUUUGCAAAUAUGCCGAUAGCGCUAGCCCCCGGAAUGGGGUUAAAUGCAUAUUUUGCUUAUCAAGUUGUUGGAAUACAUGGACAAGGACCUGUCUCAUACAGACUAGCAUUGACAGCUGUAUUCAUCGAAGGAUUACUCUUUGUUGCGCUCUCGAUACUCGGGCUCAGACAAUGGCUUGCUCGCGCAAUACCUCGAAGCUUGAAGAUAGCCAGCGGUGCAGGCAUUGGACUUUAUCUCGCUCUCAUCGGACUCACUUACAGUGCGGGAAUCGGUGCUAUCACAGGCAGUAAUGCUGAUGUACCUCUUCAAGUAACUGGCUGUAUACCCGAGCUUAUUGCUCCAGAUGGAACUUGCACGUCUGGGAAAAUGCGAAGUCCGACAAUGUGGCUUGGCAUAUUCGGUGGGGGGAUGUUCACAGCGUUUCUCAUGAUGUACCGCGUCAAAGGUGCAGUCAUAGCCGGGAUUCUCCUCGUCUCUAUCGUUUCGUGGCCGCGCAAUACUUCCGUUACUUAUUUCCCUCCUACUGUUUCUGGCGAUGCGGCAUUCGAGUUCUUUAAGAAAAUCGUCACCUUUCAUCCCAUUUCUCGAGUGCUAGCUGUGCAAGAUUGGAAUAUCACUGGAGCCGGGGCUGGACAAUUCGCUUCCGCACUCAUCACUUUCCUUUACGUCGAUAUCCUUGAUUGCACCGGCACGUUAUAUUCGAUGGCUCGUUUCUGUGGAGCCAUCGACGAAGAUACGCAGGAUUUUGAAGGCAGCGCCGUAGCCUAUCUCGUUGACCGCCUUUGGCAUAUCUCUGGGUUUCCUUUGUGGGUAUACCUCCUUGGGCAACAGGCUUUUACUUUGAUACUCGUUGGAGCGAUGAUGGCACGCGCGUGCACGGAGAUCAAUUGGCGGUACCUUGGAGAUUCUAUUCCGGCUUUCUUGACGCUGGCAAUUAUGCCUUUUACGUAUUCGAUCGCUUACGGGCUCAUUACUGGAAUCGUUACAUAUACUUUACUUAAUACAUCGGCAUGGGUGUUGGCGAAAAUGUCAGGAGGAAGAAUUAUGCCACACGACUAUGAGUUGAAAGAUUACUGGACAUACAAAGUUCGGGGUGGCUUAUUGCCUGGUUGGGUACGCAGAGCCACACGGGGGAAGAGAGAUUUUUGGCGCGAGUGGGAUUUUAAUGCGGAGGUGGCGGAUAAAGUUGAGAGUGUGAGGGGACAUAAGACGAGAGGAAGUGUAGCGAAGAGUCAUAAGAGCUCGAAGAGUCAUGAUGUGCAUGGGAGGCAAAAGGAAAAUAGUGGAAUGCCCAGUGUGAAUAUGAAUGGGCAUGGAGAGCGAACGUGGGAGAUGCCCGAGAUGGCGUUUCCGAAAAAUGUUGCGGCAGGGAUUGGAGAAGCGAUCGGAGGAGAGGAGAGGAGGGAAAGUAUGAGGACUAUGAGUUCUGUUGGGAGGAGUCUGGGGAGGAGAUGA